GGUUUCAUUCUUAUUACGAUGAUUAUUGCACUGAUCAAGUCGACUGAAUGGGCUUGAACAGCCCGCGAGGAUGAGAGACCGUUUCCCAGCCACUCUGAGGUGGCUUGAGGGAUGCCUGGGAAGCAGCCUUCCUCCUCCUCCUCCUCCUCCUCCUCAGGUUGGGGUGGGGGUCUCGGGAGAUCUCCCGGGAAAAGGGGACGACAGAGAACAGAAACCCUCCAGCCCUACUGGUAGGCGACCAGGAGGAGGAAAGACCUCGGGGGUCUCCCCCUCGUCCCCUCCCCUUGGCACCCCGAGCCGGCUUCAACUGGUCUUAGGGAACAUUUCCACGUUUCUUUCCCACCGUCCGUCUCCUGCUCACCCACCGACCCCUUUUUGUGUUUUAAAGUGUUCGGGGAGACAAAUGGGGACGUUGAAUUGGCGGGGGAAGCCCCUCUGGUGAAGCAGGAAAGCGUUGGGGAAGUGAGCGGAAUUCCCUUUGCAUCGGCAUUUGGUUCAGAAAGAAACGUGAAUGCUCAAGGAAGGCUUCGGCGAGGCAUCUGUCUGUCUGUCUGCCUCUAAUCAGUUUCCUACCCAGAUUUCCGAAAGGAGUUGCUGGAAAGGAGUUCAAGAGGCUAGAACGCUUUGAGGAAGUGGGAGGGAGGGGGAGAUUAAGGCGGGGGAGCCAACCCCCAAAACUUUAAUCUUGACCCACUGCUCCAGAUUGCAAAACGCAUCAUCCCGAGGGGGAGGCAACUCCAUCCAGAACUGAGUUAAGACUUGGCAGGUCAAGAUGUUAAAAACUCUCUUAUGGAUGUGCUGGACUUUAGCCGUAACAGGUGCACUUCACAAAGAAAAAAGCCCGCCGGUGAAGGGCUCGCUCUCGGGAAAAGUCAUCCUCCCUUGCUUCUUUUCGACCUUGCCUACUUUGCCUAACUACCACAGUUUAAAUGAACUUUUCCGGAUUAAGUGGUCAAAGAUCGAACAGGAUAAAGGCGGAAAAGAUCUAAGAGAAACUACUGUUUUGGUGGCCCAGAAUGGGAAAGUCAAGCUAGAGCGAGGCUACAAGGACAGGGUGUCUGUUCUGAGCAACUGGGAAGACAUUGGUGAUGCAUCAUUGACUAUGGAGAAAUUGCAGGCAAGCGAUGCUGGGGUUUACCGCUGCGAUGUCAUCUAUGGAAUUGAAGAUACCCAAAAUGUUGUCUCAUUAGCUGUGGAUGGUGUUGUUUUUCACUACCGAGCAGCUACUAGCAGGUACACCCUGAAUUUCAAGCAGGCUCAGGAGGCUUGUGCGGAGAAUGGUGCUGUUAUAGCAAGCCCCGAUCAGCUGAAAGCGGCCUAUGAAGAUGGCUUUGAGCAAUGUGAUGCGGGCUGGUUGUCUGAUCAGACGGUCAGGUAUCCCAUUAGGCAACCAAGAGUUGGAUGCUAUGGAGACAUGAUGGGGAAGGAAGGAGUCAGAACCUAUGGAUAUCGUCUUGCUAAUGAAACCUAUGAUGUCUAUUGCUAUGUGGGAGGCUUAAAUGGUGAUGUCUUCCAUAUCACUUCUCCCAACAAGCUAACCUUUGAAGAAGCUAAAGAGCAGUGUGAGGCAAAUGGUGCAGUUCUUGCUUCUGUUGGUGACCUACAUGCCGCUUGGAGAAAUGGCUUUGACCAAUGCGACUAUGGCUGGUUGUCUGAUGGCAGUGUGCGCUAUCCUGUUUCUGUGGCAAGGAUCCAGUGUGGCGGAGGUUUGCUUGGAGUGCGAACCUUGUAUCGCUAUGAGAAUCAAACAUCCUUCCCUCCCCCAGACAGCAGAUUUGAUGCCUACUGCUUUCUACCUAAGCCGAAUGAUUCUGCAACUGUUGAACCGAAUAUACCUUUGGAAAGCGGAUCUUCCAAUUUAUUAACUGAACAAAUCACUUCUAUUGAUCCUCAUAUCUCUUCGGUCACACAAGGGGUGUCCAAGGCAAAACCGGAAGAGAAGGUACCUAAGCAGAUUGUUACUUUAUCCACCGUUCUACCUCAGACUGUUACAGACUUUUCUGAUUCAUCAGAAGUGACAGAAACAGAAACUGCACCGAGUGACCUAGUAGGGAUCACACCCACACAAGUUGUCUCUGACCUCAGUGAGAAGAGCUCUGGAAGUCAGACUGAACAAAUAGAGGUGGGACCAAUAAUAACUUCUGGAGAUGUUCUACUCAGAAGUAACUUGAGUGAACCUUUGGAAACAAAAACUUCUGUUACAUUAACAAAGGAAGAAACACAUCAUGGCAUCCAACCUACAACAAAAUCAAUGGAAGCAAAAAGCGACGUAAAACUGACAACCGUCGUCAUCCCCAAAGAACUGCUCCCUGAUCGUCAUGAACCUACAGAAGAUGAUAACAAUGGCAAUAUUUCACCCGAUCACAGGCCAGUUGCCUCUAGCACUGUUUCAGAAUCAGAUGUAGUCAAAGUGUCAAAGACCUUCUCACCUGAGAAUGCUACAGCUACACCAGGUGUAAUAGUCAGUUCAUCUGAAAGCAAAAUACCACUAACUACCGGAUAUACAAAGAGCUAUGAAACAUCAUUUAGCUCUGAGUUAGGCUCUAUGGAAUUACCAAAGACCACAACCACUGCAACAGAAGCGAAUGAUACAAUGGCAGGGGUUUUCCCCAAAGCUGAAAGAGAGGACAUGACAAGGCAUCGUGAUACAGUAACACCUACCCCAGAGAUGCAGCAAGAGAAAACUGCAGGAACAGACGAUCAGAAAUAUGAUUGGACUUCUGAAGGGAGUUCUGCUGAGCAUCAACCAGACUUAGGAAUUCCCAGACAAAUCACUACUAUUUCCUCAACAGUGGAUAUGGAAGGCAUAUCAGGCACAGAAUCAAUUAUAUUUACAAAGAUGGUAACUCCUUCUGCAACAGCAAAGCAAGAACCUGGGAUUUCCCUCACUUCUGAAACCCCAGUAGAUAAAAUUGCUAAAGAUGUGGUCACUGUUACUAUUCAUACAGGCGUCACAGGUACGAAAACAGAGGCUACAACAGCUAUUCAGGAGGAACUUGGUGCUAGAGAUCAAGCUGUGGAAAAACUGGCUACUGUCCCAGACUCUACUGCAGUGAUUUCAACCUUGCUUUUGACACCUGAAAGUGACUUAACUGCUGAAGGAUCUGCAUAUGAAGGAAAAUAUGCAACUACUGAGGCUUUGGGCCCAGGUGUCAAAAUAACAGUUUAUGAAACAGCCACAAAACCUGAACUGUCUCCUGGAAUGGAUGCUGUCACGGAACGUAAGCUAAAAACGACGGGUGUUCCCCCCAGAAAGGCAAGCACAGAAAGUGAAAGGGAUGUACCCACAAUCAGAUUUGUAGGCCGUUUUCCUACAGAAGCUGUUGUUCCUGUCACUGGAAAAUUGCCUGAUGUGGAGACUCUUACAACUCAUAGCCCAGAAGGUUCAGGAACGACAGAAGAGGCUGUAGGAACGGAGCCAGUUUUGUUCUCGGCUAUUGUGACAAGUAAACCGACGGUGGUAAGUGGCAUAGCCACAGCUACCAUUGCUCCAGUAGACAAGACCCUGACCACUUCACCAUCCAAAACACAGCCACCCUUAAUUGACAGGGAACCUGAUGAGGAUACGAGUAAAGACAUGGUAAUAAUUGAGGAAUCUGUUUCUCCCAUUAAAACUACUACUGAUGAUGAUUUUACAGGCAAGACGGCAGAGCCAGAGAUUGAUACAGAAUAUUUUACGUCAUCGAGUGUUACUGCGGUUGCACAGCCUACAGGACCACCGUCUGAGGUUUUAGAGUCUCAGGAAGAGCCUCCUUCUACUUCAGAUGCUGGCGUAGGAGUGGAAAGCAGGCCUGACAUAAAAGUGUUUGUUGUUACUAUCUCUGGCAAUGAUACAGAUCCAGUGCAUGAAGUUUGGGAUUUACUUGGUUAUCAUGAAAUAGACGAGCCCCCUACAGAUACCGAUUCAACACAAGAUGAACCCUGCACAGCAACGCCGGACGAGGAAUCUGCAGAACUUUUAAUUUUGGACCCUUUAUUCUACCCAGAAAUAUACAGUCUUGGAGAAGAUGAUGACGAAGAAGACUGCGAGAAUACUACCGAUAUCACAACUCCACCAGCUUUGCAGUUUAUCAAUGGAAAGCAGCAGGUGACUACAGCACCUAAAGAUAGAAAUGCUGAAGAAGCAAGGAGUGACCAGAUUGAAAGUUUACCACAUUCCAAAAACGUAACGUUUUCACACAUCAAUGAUACUAGCAUAGUGUCUGAAAAUGAAGUCUCUGACACAAUGCAGCCAAAUGAAUCUGCUGAAAUUAUAGGAGAAGCUACUACGCAGAAGCUAACAGCAGGAUCUAUCAUGACGGAACUGGUCUUUAGUGGUGAUUCUGAAGUUUCUACUACAGAUAAAAUCCUUGAAAUAACAUCUCUACAUGGCCAGCCUUUAUCAGGCACUACAGAGGAAUUAACACAACCUGGAACAGAUUUUCAUCAAAUCUUAAGCAAACAUCCUGGCAUUUUCUCUGUAAUUAAUACACAAUAUUCAGGAGCUUCUACUACCACGCCUGAGUCAAACAGUUACAGCUUUUCACACUCAGUAAAAACAUCUCCAAAAGAAGCUUCUGAAAGGUUUUCUACUACAACGUUUGCUCCAAGUGGGCUACCUGCUUCCAUAACCAUAGAAGACAGUACAGCACUUGAAAAUGUUCUGCAAGAUGGAUAUAAAUCAACAGUUAGACCAGAUACACUUCUUACUGCUGAAAGUUCAAUAGAAACAACCAGAAGUCCUAGUUUGUUGAAUAUACCAGAAGGCUCUGGAGAUGUUCAGCAAGAGAAUGCUAAACCUACAACUGCAAUAAUAAAAAUGACAGGAACAGGAAAAAAUCCUGUUCAGGAUAUUUCCUCAGUUCUUGACAGACACAGCCCUACCAAAAGCAGCCCUAGUGCUUCACAGCCUCCUGCAUCUUUGUAUAAAGACAUGAAUUCUACACUUGAACAGAGUUCUGUAGAAGCUCUUGCUACCCAAACUAUUCCUAAAUUAAUUUUGAACUCUACCAAAAAUGCCGAGGAAGUGAGGGAUGAUAAGGACGAGAUUAAGAGCACCAUUUCCUCAACCAAUGAGUAUUCAACUACUGUUAAAGCAGAAAAGUUGCUGUUCAGUAAAGAUAGUGUCAGAUCUGUGAGCCAAGAAUCCAUAACUCUCACUAAAACAGUAUCAGUGACAGAUGCCUCACCUCUCAAAACUAAAGAGGCCACAGAGAAGAUGAUUCCUGUAGAUGAAGAAUCUGGGGAUGGAUCCACAGAUGUUUGGAGGAAACCUGGCAUGGACAUUCUUUGGGGGGGUCCCACCAGCAAAGUGGUAAGUACCGACUCCCCAUUUAUUGACCCAGGUACUGAAAAAAUAGAUGUUAUCACUAUAGCUACUACAUUGAGUUCAUUACUAUUGAGAUCUCAACCUGGAAGCACUGACACACAAGUGAAGGAGCUGGACACUCUUAACACAGAUUCAUCACCUUUGGAAUAUGCAAUUCUUAUUGAUCCCACAGUGCAAGUGUUAAGUACUGAAUCAGACAGAAAGGCCAUGGAAACUCAAACUGAAGUGCAAGUAUCAAAGGAUAUAACUGAUAACCAAGGACCAGUAAAACAUGAAUUGGAUGCAGCCACACAAUUGCCAUUUAGUGAAAAGUCUAUUCUGGAAUCAAAUGAAGAGAUGAUAACAUCUUCUACAGCAACUGAAAAGAAAAUUGACUUGUUUGAGACCUCUGGUGCGGCAUCAUUUGUAGAGUCAACUGGCAGUGGAAACACUACAAUCCUUUCUGUCAGCACUCCUACACUAUUGAAAGAUAACAUUAUUCUGCAAGAAAGAGGCUCUGAAUUUUUAAUAAAUGAAACAAUGGAAUCUGCCAAACCAGAAAGCACUGGACACUUUUCUCCAACCAUCUUUGCUGAGAUAAUUGACCUGGUGGAUGUGGGCUCUGGAGAAGAAUCAGGAGAUAACAGAAGUAGUGUAGUAUUUGUGACUCAUGGUCCUACAGAAAGAAUAAUAAAUACUAAAUUUCCAUUGAUUGAACAAGGUUCUGGAGACAUAGAUUCUUUUACAGAACCUCCUAUAGAAACAACAAAUGAAAACAAAGGUAGCAGCGUGACAUCUAGAUAUAUGCUGCUUACUGAUGCACCUGCAAAGUUAGACACACAUAGUCAUCAUGCAGGAAUUACAAACACUGAAGGAGAAACACCUGCUGAACUGGAAACAAUAGCUUUUACUACAAACCCUCCUUCAGAAGAUGAAAUGAAUUCUGAUGAAGAACAUGCUGCUGAAACAUCAGAUGAAAUGGUGCAGACCUUUGGAGUGGUAACACAAGAAUCUUUCAUUAAAAGUAAAGAACCUUUAACUGGACAGGCAGGAAUUUCAACUGUUUCUACAUUUAUCCCAUACAUAGAAGAAAUAAAAAUUGAUGUCACACCUGGAACUGAAUUUGUGCAAAAGAAUCUCUCUUCACAUGAUAAGAUCCUCACGAUUGAGUCUGAAACAUUUCCAGGUGAACCUGUAAGCCCUUCACCAGCAGCUGAAGAGAAAGAACAGUUGGCACAAAAUGUCUACCCAACUGAGGACAGCCACAAGCCUUCCUCCAUGUCUACAGGGUACAAGCCAGUAAAAAAGGCAACCAGUAAUGCUCCAUUUUUUUCAGAAGAAGGUUCAGGAGAUGCAAUCUUUACUGUUCCAUCUACCACAGUGCCUAUAAGUUCUGCUAUAUUAAAUGUCAGUCCAAGCACAUUAAGUCUUGACAUUCUUCAUCCGAGAAGUUCAGAAGCAAGUACUUCAGAGGAAAAAAUAAAAGAAUCUGAUACAUAUCCCACUGAAACAUAUGGGGAUUUCAGCAAUGUUAAUAAAUAUCCAUAUACUAUAGCAGUAGAGUUGCUUGCAGGAAGAGACAAAAUAGCCCCUAAUGCAUCUACUCUAGAUACCAGGGUCAUUGGCACAGAAGUACCUACUAUAAAGCAACUCAUUCUUGAAAAUUCUCAAAACCUAGAAAAUAGCUAUCAGGAGAAGGAAAAUAUAACAUUAUCAACAUCUGUAGCUACUGAUGGAAUUUCGCAGGAGGAAGCUUCUCACGUAGUGAUGUAUGAAGACACAACUCCUGUUCCUGAAUCAUUUAGUGGAAGGGCUACUCUUGGAAUUGCUAAAGAACCUAAACCCACCUCGAAACCUGAAAUGAUGAGAAUAGCCAUUCAUGAAGGAUCUGGAGAAGGUUCUGGCUGGCGGGACACCAUGGAAAAAUAUCCUGAAUCACCUACCCAGUUGCCAAAAAGAGUAAUACCAUCAUCUCAUACACCAGGCAAAAAUAAUUUGAAAGUUGUGGACCUUGCUGAAGCAGUGAAUGGAUCUGAAAUAGAAUUGGUAUCAUUUCCCACCCAUGGAGAAGAAAAACAAAUGCUACCAACCUCAGAGAGUGACUUUUCAGAGACAUUUGCAGAUGAAAGUUCCACAAACAGCAUAAAAGACUUUGAGGAACUUAUCCCACUGCCUGGUGACAAAAGGAAUUAUUCGGGGGAUAUUUCCAGCUUCAUUGAUGUAGGCCAUGGAAUAGUAUCUGAUGAAACCACAAUUAUAGACGCUGAUGACUUGAAAUCAAAUAUUGAAGACCUAGGUGGACAAAGAACUGAGAGACCCUCGACGUACAGCAUUUAUACUUCUUUUAUGGAAAUUAAGACUGCCACACCUACAAUUACUUUCGCUGUUGAUAAAACAGAUAGCUUUGGAGAUGGUCAAGGGAGUUCUGUAACCAGUAAAUUCAUAUUCAGCAAGCCCAUGAUAUCUGAUCUAACACCAACAUCAGAUGAUGUGGGUUCAGGAGAUGCCAUACCUUUCACAACAGAAACUGCUGUUACUCAAGAGCUGCCCAAAAUAGCCGCAUUGCUUCCAACUAUGCCACUUCUUGUCAGAUCUACCAUGUCAUCGCCAACCAGCUCCAAAACUGAUGAAAAGGACAAAGAAUUAGAGCUGGAAACUAAACAUACAGAUUCCAAAAAUACAAUAGAAGACAAUUCUGAAGUACAAACAUUGUCAGACAACCAAGCAAUCGCUGAUGAAAGUGAAAUUACUUCUCCCGCAGACUCUUCAGGAAAAGGAGAAGUAGAUAUGGAUGAAAAGAAACUCGUGGCUCCUACGCCGCCAUACCUACCCAUUGAGCCAUGGCAAUCUUUGACAACACACAAAUCUGAAGAAAGCACAGUUACUGUACAACUUGCUUCCCAAAGUGUAACAAAGUCUGAGGAAACAACCCAGGAGGCCUACAAAGGAAUGAAGGAAACAGAAGCCACAGAAUCCAUAGAAACAGAUCCAGAAAAAAUACAUCCUGUAACUCAGACUCCAAAGUUGCCCGUGACUGUCUAUUUACUCAAUGGAGCUUCUGAGUAUCCUGAAGACAUCAUGCCAAGUACUUCAUCAUCAGUUGACAAUGACAAGCAUGAUUUGUUACCAGAACAAACCUUUAGAGAAGCUAGUGCUGACAUCACAGCAACUUACAAACCUGCCCUGAAAGAGUCUUCAGGAAGCACCACGUUCCCAUUAGCAUCUUCUCCCAAACUGGUACCAGAAAGCAAGAUCACUGAAUCUGUGCCUAGUUCUGUAACAGAAAUGAAGGAAAAGCCAGGAAGUUCAACAGAAGUGAUUAUUGUCGAAGGAACCAUUGCUCCCGGAGAGUCUCUUUCGAAAGAAGCUAAACCAACAACAUUUAUAGUUCCAGGAACUGACAUUUUAGAAUCUAGUUCAGAAGAGGAAACGUCUCAUGAGAAGGAGCUAAAUCAGUUAGAUGAAAAUAGUGCUGAUGGAGACUUACCAUGGAUACGCACCACACCGCCUCCCAUUCCACAUGAAAGUAAAACAGGUGGAGUAUUUGGGACUGAUGGUGAAGCCGAUGUUUGGCCAAUUUCAUCCCCUCCGUCAGUAGACACAACUGUGGAAACCCAGACUGCGUUGGAUGGGCAGAGGAAGCCAACGACUGUUUCCUCUAAUGCUGCAACAAAAAACCCAGGCUCUGAAAACACUCCUGAAUCUAUUAAGCAGGCAAGAACCACAGGGGGCAUAAACAGCAUUGAACUUGUAACACCACCACUUUUGCUUCUGGAUGUAACUAAUGGAUCAGAUUUCCUGAUUGGCACAGGUGGGGGUUCAGUCGAAGGCACAGCAGUUCAGAUACCAGGCCAAGAGCCAUGCAAGAGUAAUCCAUGCCAACAUGGGGGAACUUGUUAUCCACGUGACACUUUCUACAUCUGCACUUGUAUGCCGGGUUUCAGUGGUGACCAGUGUGAAGUAGACAUUGAUGAAUGUCAAUCCAGCCCUUGCAGAAAUGGAGCCACGUGCAUUGAUGGCAUCAAUACAUUUACUUGCCUUUGUCUUCCAAGCUAUGUUGGAGCUCUUUGUGAAAAAGAUGCAGAUGUGCAUGUGAACCUGCUGCCAAAACUGCGCAGAUGCAAUUAUACCGAAACCUGUGAUUACGGAUGGCACAAGUUCCAAGGGCAGUGCUACAAAUACUUUGCUCAUCGCCGCACGUGGGAUGCGGCAGAGAGAGAGUGCCGCCUCCAGGGAGCCCAUCUGACCAGCAUCCUGUCUCAAGAAGAACAGCUCUUUGUGAACCGAAUAGGACACGACUACCAGUGGAUUGGCCUAAACGAUAAGAUGUACGAGAGUGACUUCCGCUGGACUGAUGGCAGCGUGCUGCAAUAUGAAAACUGGAGACCAAACCAGCCAGACAGUUUCUUUUCUUCUGGAGAAGACUGUGUUGUUAUAAUUUGGCACGAGAAUGGCCAGUGGAACGAUGUACCAUGCAACUAUCAUCUCACCUACACUUGCAAGAAAGGAACAGUUGCCUGUGGCCAGCCACCAGUUGUAGAAAACGCAAAGACUUUUGGGAAGAUGAAGCCUCGUUAUGAAAUUAACUCCUUGAUCAGAUACCACUGCAAAGAUGGUUUUAUCCAGCGCCAUGUUCCAAUCAUCCGGUGCCAAGGGAAUGGACGAUGGGAUUUGCCUAAAAUUACCUGCAUGAAUCCAUCCUCAUUCCAAAGGACUCACUCUAAGAAAUAUUAUUAUAAACAUUCUUCACCAGGAAAGGGAAACUCAUUAAAUUCAUCAAAACAUUUUCAUCGUUGGAUCAGGACAUGGCAGGAUUCAAGGCGCUGAACGCACUCUGGCAAAAGCGGGAGGUUCUCCAUGCCAGCCAAAGUCCUAACUUAACUGUGCCUUUUUAAAAAUCAAUUAUAGGAGUAUUACCAAGCAUUUUUAUUUUAUUUUUUUGAAAACUUAAGGACCUCAGAACUCUCAGCACACAUCUGCGAUUGCUACAAAUGCAAAAUCGAAAAGGGAGACAUUGCCAGCCAUCUAUAGCAUGUUAAUGUUCAUAUGUCAUUGAUGAGGGAACAUUAGAGUCCCUGUCCCAGCGUCCUAUAACAAUUAAAACUCUUCCAUUUUAGCACCAAUGAUAAUGUAAAUAAGAUGAUUUAAUGGUGUUUUAAUGUGUGUUACCUUAAAAGAACAGCAACCCUGUAUAUACAAUGAAAUGUCACACUAAGUUCAAGUUUAUUUAUGGCUAUUUGGCCUCAGAGGUCUUUAAUUGUUUUUGUUUUGUUUGUUUGUCUUGAGGUACUUCAUCAGGCUGAAAAUAAUUUUAAAUUGCAGUCUGCUCUCUCUUUUCUUUUUGUAUCCAUGAGAGAUAACGGCUGUUGCAAUGGCUGAAGAUGAGCAAAGUAACAGAGGAGCACUGCUCUUUUCCAGCAGAAGUCCAUAAAGAACUGUAUCAUGAAACCUUACACAUAAGGAGCACAGCAAGCAGAAACAACCCUGAACAAUGGACUGCAAUGUGGAACUUGACUUCCGUCCUUUUCAGCAUUGGCACUGAUUGAAAAGGGACUUGCCUGGAGGACUUUUUUUUUAACGACAAGGAGGGCCUGUAGGAAUAACAAUAAUAAUAACAAUAAUAAUAAGUGCUAAUACAAUAAAUCUCAACCAGGGCCACUUUUUUCCCUUUCUUUUUUUACGAUGACUUUUACAACACUAACCGUGGGUCUAGAUUACAGCUCUCUGCAUUUUACGAUGGAGAUACGAUAGACCUACAACUUUUGUUGUACAAAAAACCCCGAACAAACGAAAAAGUAAAUAAUUUUGUAUAUAUAAAUAUAUAUAACCAUUUUUAAUCCUUUUAUAAAGUCAUGAAUGUUUGUGUAUGAAUGCUGCAGCUGUGAAGCGUACCUAAAUAAAUGAAGUAAGCCAUACUGAUAUAAUUUAUUGGAUGUUCUUUUUACCUUGAAAUAGCUUGGUAGCUUGUUUUCAGCCUCUAAGCUCAUCCUGAUGGGGAGAACUAGAGUUGGCUUCAAAUGUUUUUUGACUUGACUUGAGAGAAUAUGUCUAUAUCUAUAUAAUAAAUGGGAUCAUGAGUGAGAGCUGUGUGACUUGUAAGCAAUCAAUACCUUGACUUGUGAAUAAUCUGUGUGUUCCUAGAACUAUUGUAGAUUUUUCUGCCUAGCAGGCCUAGUUUAAGGAGGGUACAUGUCUCCUUAGGUCUUCUCGAUUUAUCUUCCAUGGCGAGGUGGGGUACACUAAUUGCAGAAAGUGGUACUUUCAAGGACCAGGCUGGGUUGGUACUUUCAAGGGCUAGAUGUAUCUUCUCUCCAGAUCCAUGCCAUGCAUGUGCUGUGUAGCAAGAGUGUGUCUUCUUCCCUCUCCACACCUCUGGUAUGCUUUCCUUGCCUCCAGAGCUGCCACUGCCCACACAAGGGUGUGACAUUCUAAUCUGGCCUUGUGCAUCAAAUCUAACAUAGGACAAUUUCUGGGAUAGCGACCACACAAAAAUGGGUCUGCUCUGCAUGGAUGCCUGGUGAUAUCAGAGAUGCAGUCUAGGCAUUCCAGGAGUGUGCAGAGGGACGUAAUGUACGCUCUCUGCGUCAGGCACAAAUGGUGGAUCUUUGAACAAGUAUGGUCCUAUCUGGCCCAAAAGAAUCCCCCCCCCAGUUGCAAUAUUCUGCUUUUAGCUUUGUUGAGGAGAGAAGAAAAGAUCUGAAACGUUCUGUUCUUUGAAUUCCAAAAACGUAUGAAGAAGAAAAAUAUUCUAGUUUUAGCAGUACAUGUGAAGUUUGUAAGUAGAAGGUAACAUAAAUCAGUAAGGGCUAGCUGGUAGACUGACCUCUUCAUUAUCCAGUUCUGUUGUGUACGUUUAGCAUGUGAUGUAGCUAUAGUUGUGAACAGAGCUCAUGUGUACUCUCACAAGUCAAGAAACUGGCCCUGGAUUGGUGCAGCAAUGUCUCCUCACGCAUAAAUGUUGUGCGGAUAGAAUUUCAUUUAGCUGCAGCCUCAAGCGGUGUGGAUUAUUUAGGGCUUCCUCUCAAGUCCCAGGUUAUGGUCUGAAGGCACAUUUUGCUGACACUAAGCAACUCUGGACCUCCUCAGUGCCUGGAUGGGACGACUUCCUGGCACCUUUGGUGCCAUGAUGGAAGAGAGGCAGGAUAAAAUGUAAGAAAGCAAAUAGUAACUCUGAUUUUGGCAUGUUCCCCUAGGUAGUUUACAGUUUCCCACUGCCUGAAACCUCUUUCAGCUGAAUUAAUGCACCCUGGGAACUUGUGGUGACCAUAGACUGAUUAAAUAAUGUGUGAAUCUAUGGUAGAUUAACACAGUUUCUUUCCUCUGUGCAACAAUCUGCAAACAAAACAUGGAGGAAUCUAAAAGAAACUGGGCCAUAUACUAAACGAGCUUCAAAACAAUGGUGCACAAUAUCUGGCUGGCCAAAAAACCAGAGUUGGAGAGGAGUGGUGAGAUCCCAUUUCAGGUGCCCUGUUGUGUGAUGAUCAGAAGCAAAACUGGACCAUGCUGUGGGAAAUAGGUGUUAAGACAGAGGUAGUUGGCGGGGAAGCUUGCUCACCAAAGGUCUACAAUGAGCAUAAACAAUAUAUAGCUUCAUUUUGUUGCACAUUCAGUAGCUUCACUCUUACAAAGUCCCAAGGGUUCCCAGACUGGGACCAGUUUUGUGAAAUGUAAGAUCACCUUGAGAAGAAUCAUGGCCUCUCAUGAAAAGCUACCACUGUUUUGAACUGUACAUUUCUUUCCUUUUCUAUAUCCAUAAUACUUUUUUCACUAUUUAUAUUCUAUUUUGUAUGGUGUGUAAUGUGAAUGUUUUGGGGAGUUUUGUGAAAGAACUUUAGAAACCUUGUUAAUUUUUUUAUAUAUAUCGGCUUCUGGCUCACCAAAGAAAUCUUGUUUUGCUCUACUGUGAUACGUUCUGUUUAUUGCAUGUCUUCGAAUUUAAGUCUAUGUAAUGUCAAGUUCUACUGAUGAGUCAAGUCAAAUAACCAAGAACAACAAAUACUGAGUGAUGCAAACACUUUCAUAACUUUUUUCUACAUUUCUAAUAAUAACUUUUUAGCAGAUUAACCAGAGUCAAUUUUUUGAUUGACUUUUAAUGGGAAAUUGAUUUGACCAUAGUCAAUUAGA
Molecule: messenger RNA, 13411 nt
Organism: Zootoca vivipara (common lizard)
Lineage: Eukaryota; Metazoa; Chordata; Lepidosauria; Squamata; Lacertidae
Source: RefSeq, a predicted model, not a curated record